Molecule: messenger RNA, 775 nt
Organism: Limulus polyphemus (Atlantic horseshoe crab)
Lineage: Eukaryota; Metazoa; Arthropoda; Merostomata; Xiphosura; Limulidae
Product: glycine-rich cell wall structural protein 1-like
Exons: 3
Coding region: 23-643 (206 amino acids)
Cellular component (GO): chitin-based extracellular matrix
Molecular function (GO): structural constituent of chitin-based larval cuticle
Source: RefSeq, a predicted model, not a curated record
CGAGCUCUGUUUAACAGUCAGAAUGAUUCAGGUUCUUGUGGUUUUGGGAUUCCUUGCUGCAGCAGAAGGUGGAUUCCUUGGCGCAGGAGUAGGAGGUACAGGUAGAUUUAUUACUGGAGGAGGAUUAGGGAGAUUUGUUGGGGGAGGUGGCAGAGGUAUAGGAGGAUUGUCUGGUGCAGGAUUAGUAGCUACAGGCGGAUAUUUCCAUGGAGGGCUUGCUGGUGGAUUUGCUGGUGGCGUAGGAGGAGGAGGCUUAGCACGGGGCUACUAUGGUCAACAACCAGUGUAUCCUUCAGUUCCUACACCUUAUGCUUUUAAUUACGUUGCUCCCGCUAUUGGUGGUUUGAGUGCACGCCAGGAAACUGGAGAUGGUUCAGGAAGGGUUAGUGGAUCUUAUCAACUCUCUGACGCUGAUGGACGCCAGAGAAAUGUUAAAUAUACUGCAGGUCCGGAAGGAUUCAGAGCUCACGUAAUUACCAACGAGCCUGGAACCAAGAGUGAGAACCCUGCUGACGUCACUGUCGAAUCUUCUGCUCCCGUUGCACCUUAUUAUCCAUCCAGAGGACAUUACGGACACGGAGGGUAUGCUGGUGGUGGUAUUCAUAAAUACAUUGUUGCUCCAUCUAGCGGCCCUUGGCAAUAACUUGACACAAUUUUGUGGUAUCUUUAAUAAAUUGACAAAAAUAUUUUGCACAUUUUUGGCUUUCUCAGAAUACGAAACAUGUAAUAUGUGUCUUUAAUGUUUUUCAGCAACCUUCUUGUAAUUUUUGAAUAA